AUGGGGGAUCCGAUGCCGAGUGCGUCACCGGAGGACGCACUGAACCGUAUUCUCGAGGGUGCGAAUGCGCUGAGUAUGUCUCCGGACCAUGACCUGAGCGUCGAGCUGACGCGGCCGCUCGUCCCGCUCGAUGCGGCCGAGCGCGAGGCGUUCGGCAAGAAAGUGGCCUCCACGAAGCUGGGCGCGAACUCUGACGGGCUGAUCGCGCUGCUGCGCGACUACCCGAACCUCGUCAGCUCGCAGCUGGCCGAGGAGGCGGAGCGCGAGCUGGCCCGGAAGUCGCCGGUGCCGAUGCGCCCGCUGGACACCGUGACGAGCUAUGCGAGUACGCUGCAUGGCGACGACAUUUCGAGCCAGAGCGACCUGUUUCCACGCUCCGAGGCGGGUGAGCCGCCAAGGCAGGGCCACCGGCGUUUAUCGCGCUCAGUGAUGCAGUUUCCGAUCCCCGAGGCGGCGCGAGCCGCCAGUGACAAGGUGCGGCGAGCGUCCCCGCACCGGCUGGGGACGACGCCCAUGUCGAUGUCGCGCUCGCACUCGAUGCCGGGCGAGCUGAAUCUCGGCACGGUGGGUACGCGGUCGGACUACGGCGACGAGAAGAUCGUCGUGGCCAUGGUCGGUCUGCCCGCCCGCGGCAAGAGUUUCCUGUCGAAUAAGCUGAUGCGCUACCUGCGGUGGCGCGAGUACAAGGUGCGCGUGUUCAAUGUGGGCCAGCUGCGGCGCGCCGUUGCGCGCGACAGCGAUGCGGGCUCAUGGGCCGCGUCUCUGCAGGACUCUGCCUUCUUUGACUCGAACAACGCAGAGGCGGUCAAGGUGCGCGAGGCGCUCUCGCACGAGUGUCUCGAGCAGCUCAUCCACUGGCUCAAGACCACAGGGCACGUCGGCAUCCAUGACGCUACGAACACGACCAAGGCGCGGCGGCGGCAAAUUGCCGAGCGCGUCGCGCAGGAGCCGGGCAUGCGCCUCCUGUUCCUCGAGUCGGUGUGCACGGACCCGGCGGUCGUCGCGGCGAACGUCGAAGUCAAGGUGCAGAGCCGCGACCCCGAUUAUGUGAACAUGAACCGCGACCAAGCGCGCAGCGACUUUUUGCGGCGUAUCCGGCACUACGAGGAUGUGUAUGAGCCCUUGGAUGCGGACGGCACGGAACGGCACUACUCGUACUGCAAGAUCAUCGACGUCGGAAGCACCGCGACGAUGAACCUGAUCAGCUCGUACCUCAAGUCGCAGAUCGCGUUUUACCUGCUCAACCUGCACAUUGCGCCGCGCAACAUUUUCAUGUCGCGCCACGGCGAGUCGCAGUUCAACGUCGAGGGCAAAAUUGGCGGCGACUCGGGCCUGUCUGAGCGCGGCUGGGCGUAUGCGCGUGCGCUGCCGAAGCUCAUCCAGGACCACGUCGGCGACGAGGAGCUGACUGUGUGGCACAGCUCGCUGCGCCGCACCGGGCAGACAGCGAGCCUGCUUCCGUACCCGAAGCUUGUGUGGAAAUCGCUCGACGAGCUCGACGCGGGCGUGUGUGAUGGCAUGACGUACGAGGAGAUCGAGAAGUUCUACCCGGAGGACUCGGCGAGCCGCGACGAAGACAAGUUCAACUACCGCUACCGCGGUGGCGAGAGCUACCGCGACGUGGUCGUGCGUCUCGAGCCGGUCAUCAUGGAGCUCGAGCGGCAGACGAACAUCCUCAUUAUUGGGCACCAGGCGAUCCUCCGUGCCCUGUAUGCCUACUUUAUGGGCUACGACCAGAGCGAGCUGCCCUAUAUCAAGAUACCGCUGCACACGGUCAUCAAGCUGACGCCCAAGGCGUACGGAUGUGAUGAGGAGCGCUACGCGCUGCCGAUCGAGGCCGUCGAUACACAUCGCGCGCGACCGAUGGCGCCGCGGCCCGCGCCCGCGCCGGCCGACGGGGAGAGUGAGAUCCUGCAGGCGCUCACCAGCCCGCCGCCGACGCAGCAGGUGCACCACAUGACCGAGAAGCGCUAG
Malassezia sympodialis ATCC 42132 is the source of this 1974-nucleotide messenger RNA. It is a transcript of the gene FBP26, whose product is annotated as fructose-2,6-bisphosphatase. The record is from RefSeq and is a predicted model, not a curated record. Gene Ontology annotation, biological process: fructose 2,6-bisphosphate metabolic process; fructose metabolic process. Lineage: Eukaryota; Fungi; Basidiomycota; Malasseziomycetes; Malasseziales; Malasseziaceae. Gene Ontology annotation, molecular function: 6-phosphofructo-2-kinase activity; ATP binding; fructose-2,6-bisphosphate 2-phosphatase activity. Gene Ontology annotation, cellular component: cytosol.